UUGAUCAAAGGAAACCCCUUAAGAUCCUAUUUUCAGCUAAAAUACAUUCUAUUUGAAAGGUUUGAUAUUUGCAAUUAAAGUUUCUAGUAUAUUUUAGUUGGUAAUGUUCUCGUUACUAGUAACUAAUAAUAUAAUGGGAUAAACAUGUUGUUAAUAGUAGUUUCCUAUUUCUUAGGAGUUUAGUAUUAUCUCUAUCUUUACCUUGCUAGACAAGGAUAUUCUGGGUUGUAUAUAAACAAAUGAUGUAUCAAUAAACACACGCUUUCAUAACAUAUUUCAUAAUAUUCUUGUUAAUGUGUUUGUAUAGACGUAUAUGUAGAUAUAUAAAUGAAUGUAUAUAUAUAUCCAGUGAAACCAUAGCCCAACUGUUUCUUAAAGAAAACAUUUUAUGUGUAGAAAUGGAUGCAAGAUUCUUGUACCCCUUGGAGAGCUGUAAAAUCAUCCACCUGUUGCGACAUGGACAAGCGAUGCACAAUGUAGCAGCCGAGAAGGAUAGGAAUGCGUUGUUGUCUCCUCAUCUUUUUGACGCCCCACUUACUGAUCAUGGUCACCAACAGGUUGAGAACCUCCGCGAACGUGUUGUUUCAAGCGGGAUACUAAAGAGAGUUGAGCUGGUUGUAACCUCUCCCUUGUUGAGAACUAUGCAGACCGCGGUUGGAGUUUUCGGAAAUGAAGAUAAACAACACAAUAUCACAAGUAGCCCUUCCAUUGUGGCACUUGAGGUUGCUCGAGACCGUAAUGGAGUACGUCCUCCUGAUAUGAGAAGAAACGUGAGCGAGUAUCAAACUCUUUUCCCCACCAUUGAUUUUUCUCAGAUAGAAAGUGACGAGGACAAUCUAUGGAGGCCGGAUGUUCGAGAAUCCGAAGAAGAGAUUUUGGCGAGAGGGUUAGAAUUCAUGAAAUGGUUAUGGAAGAGACCAGAGAAGGAGGUAGCAGUUGUUAGCCAUGGCAUAGUUUUGCAGCAUAUGCUGUAUGUGUUCGCAAACGAUUGCGACGACUCAGUUAGACAUGAACUUUGCAAGAGGUUUGCUAAUUGCGAAAUUCGUACUGUCGUGAUUGUAGACAAAAGCCUGGGUUCUACAGAAGACUGAUUCCAAGGAGAAAGUUUCAAAAGAUUCUAUAUUAUCUGAAGAAGUUACCUACAAUUUAUUUUAUUGUUUUAUUCUUGAAGUUCACUAUUGUUAAGUUGAUCAGCUUCUUCUAGAUACGUGAAUCCCUCGCAUAUCUACUGUUUGUCUUUUGCAUUCUUUUAAGAGAUGUACUAAAUAAAGUGAAAUUAAACUCACAUGAUAUAAUAUUAAAAUCAAAGACUUAUUGGUUACAAAGACAUAUAGUCUCCAAGUUUUGUAAAAAAAAAGGUUUUGUUUUAGAGUUUAUAUCGAGAGAUGUUGUCGAUGAGUGUAGAAUAUACGGUUUACUUGAGUAAAAUGAAACUG
This is a messenger RNA of Raphanus sativus (radish), 1436 nucleotides long. RefSeq names its product phosphoglycerate mutase-like protein 1. The record is from RefSeq and is a predicted model, not a curated record. NCBI's taxonomy places the organism in Eukaryota, Viridiplantae, Streptophyta, Magnoliopsida, Brassicales, Brassicaceae. The coding region runs from base 294 to 1091 and encodes 265 amino acids. Gene Ontology annotation, molecular function: phosphatase activity. The transcript has 9 exons. Gene Ontology annotation, cellular component: cytoplasm.